Molecule: messenger RNA, 5139 nt
Organism: Canis lupus familiaris (dog)
Lineage: Eukaryota; Metazoa; Chordata; Mammalia; Carnivora; Canidae
Gene: GAB2
Product: GRB2 associated binding protein 2
Exons: 10
Coding region: 64-2100 (678 amino acids)
Source: RefSeq, a predicted model, not a curated record
CAGCGGCCCGCGCCCGCGCCCUUGUCCGGCCGACCCCGCGGCGGGCUCCAGGCGGCCGGCAGCAUGAGCGGCGGCGGCGACGUGGUGUGCACGGGCUGGCUGAGGAAAUCGCCCCCCGAGAAGAAGUUGAGGCGCUACGCCUGGAAGAAACGCUGGUUUAUCCUGCGGAGUGGCCGGAUGAGUGGUGACCCGGAUGUUCUGGAAUACUACAAGAAUGAUCACUCCAAGAAGCCCUUGAGGAUCAUCAACCUGAACUUCUGUGAGCAGGUGGAUGCAGGCCUAACCUUCAACAAGAAGGAGCUGCAGGAUAGUUUUGUAUUUGACAUCAAGACCAGUGAGCGCACCUUUUAUCUGGUGGCUGAGACAGAGGAGGACAUGAAUAAGUGGGUCCAGAGCAUCUGCCAGAUCUGUGGCUUCAAUCAGGCUGAGGAGAGCACAGACUCCCUGAGAAACCUCUCCUCAGCCAGUCACGGCCCCCGCUCCUCUCCAGCAGAGCUCAGCAGCUCCAGUCAGCACCUUCUCCGGGAACGGAAGUCCUCAGCCCCAUCACACUCCAGCCACCCAACCUUGUUCACCUUUGAACCCCCAGUGUCGAACCACAUGCAGCCCGCCUUGUCCACCAGUGCGCCUCAGGAGUAUCUCUACUUGCACCAAUGCAUAAGCCGGAGAGCGGAGAACGCAAGGAGUGCCAGCUUCUCUCAGGGCACCAGGGCCUCCUUUCUCAUGAGGAGUGACACAGCUGUACAGAAACUUGCCCAGGGCAACGGACACUGCGUCAACGGGGUCAGUGGUCAAGUCCAUGGCUUCUAUAGCCUCCCCAAGCCAAGCCGGCACAAUACGGAAUUCAGAGACAGUACCUACGACCUGCCCCGGAGCCUGGCCUCCCACGGCCACACCAAGGGCAGCCUCACUGGCUCUGAGACAGAUAACGAGGAUGUAUACACCUUCAAGACACCCAGCAACACCCUGUGUCGGGAGUUCGGGGACCUCCUGGUGGACAAUAUGGAAGUGCCAGCCACCCCGCUCUCAGCCUACCAGAUCCCUAGGACAUUCACGCUGGACAAGAACCACAAUGCCAUGGCGGUGGCCACUCCUGGGGAAUCGGCCAUAGCUCCCCCGCCCCGGCCUCCCAAGCCAAGUCAGGCAGAAACUCCUCGGUGGGGCAGCCCUCAACAGAGACCUCCAAUCAGCGAAAGCAGCAGAUCUGUCUCUGCCGCGGCCACCAUCCCCAGGCGCAACACCCUCCCAGCCAUGGACAACAGCCGACUGCACCGAGCUUCUUCCUGUGAGUCCUAUGAGUACCCCCAGCGUGGUGGAGACAGUGCCGGCCGGUCUGCCGAGUCCAUGAGUGAUGCGGUCAGUGCUUUCCUGCCAGGGAAAACAGUUGUGGGCCGCUCAGAGAGCUCCAAUUCUGAGGACAACUACGUGCCCAUGAAUCCGGGGUCCUCCAACCUAAUGGCCACGGAGCGGGCAGGUGACAAUUCCCAGAGUGUCUACAUCCCCAUGAGUCCAGGACCCCAUCACUUUGAGGGACUUAGCUACCCCUCCACAGCCCUUUCUAUGCACCGGGGCUCCAGCCGAGGGAGCGAGAUCCAGCCACCCCCUGUCAACCGCAACCUCAAGCCUGACCGGAAAGUAAAGCCAACACCACUUGACCUGAGAAACAACACUGUCAUCGAUGAGCUCCCCUUCAAGUCACCUGUUACCAAGUCUUGGUCUAGGGCCAUCCACACCUUCAACUGCAGCCCCUCCCAGUACUGCCGCCCCAUCUCCACCCAGAGCAUCACCAGCACGGACUCCGGAGACAGCGAAGAGAACUACGUCCCUAUGCAAAAUCCAGUGUCUGCGUCUCCCAUUCCCAGUGGCACCAACAGUCCAGCCCCGAAGAAGAGCACGGGCAGUGUUGAUUACCUGGCCCUAGAUUUCCAGCCGAGCUCCCCCAGCCCCCACCGCAAGCCAUCCACGUCAUCUGUCACUUCCGAUGAGAAGGUGGACUACGUUCAGGUGGACAAGGAGAAAACGCAGGCCCUGCAGAACACCAUGCAGGAGUGGACAGAUGUGCGGCAGUCCUCGGAACCUUCCAAGGGCGCUAAGCUGUGACUCAGUGGCCCCUGAGCCUGGGGAGGGGCCCGGAGGCAGCAUCUCCAAAGCUGGCUCCUCCCAUCUACCCGCCCCCUUCUCCCCUCCCGUUGCGCCCUCUACUCUGCCACUCUGGCCUUCAAAGCACUUGAUGUCAGGGACCCUGAACCCUUCUCCUGAGAGGUGAGGGCCUGAUUGAGGCACUCCCUCUGCCCACUCGGGCCCACCUUUGAUUUUUAUCAGUAAUGGCCAUGCCUCUACCCACCUUAGUUAGAGCUAUUGCCAAAAAGCAUCCUUCAGCCUCUUCCUGUCCUUUAGACCAGAAUACCUACUAGGCGUGGAGAGGGGCUGGGGUUCUGAGCCAGAUUCCACACCUCACAUCCCGUCACGGCCCCCGAGCCCUCUUCCCUCCAGCUACUGGGCUACCUCUCCUUCAAUCCCAGAAGAUGCCACGUCGUCUCGCUGACCCAGGGAGCCCAGGACCAGCAGACCAAAGUGGACAUGGACUUAUUCCUCCUUGGCAUUCUUGGUAGGGGAGAGGCAAGGCCUGGAAGAUGGGAGUUGAGGUUAGCGAUGGUCUUGAGGGACACAGGAAAGAGGUCCCAGGUGCACAAGGCGGGCGAUCUGGGCAGUGCUCCCCCCUCCCAUCACAGUGUAGCUGUUGGAGGUUGAAAGAAGCAGGAGGGGGAUGGGUACCCACAAACCAGGAGCAGGGGGUGACCAGGGCCCCCAGAACUAUGGAGCAUACAGGCCCUCCUCCAGGGCGCACCCCGCCAGAGGCGGCUGGGCUAGGUGAUGUAGGUGCAGUCGGGAGGUGGGUGCCGAGGGCAGGCAGUGCACGUGGACUGGAGGGUUGUAGGGCUGUGGUGCGGAGGGUGCAGGGUGCGGGAAGUGCGUGUCUGCGAGACAGGCAGUUGGGGGGCAGGCAGAUAAUCGAUGGGCAGGAGGCAGGAUAGAGACCAUGGAGGCAGCCUGGCGGCGCCUGGGGCUGCAGGCCGGAGGCUGGAGCGGAAAGUGAAGGAGCUGUGAGCGUGAGGGAUGGCGGGGAAAGCAGUGCGGCCAAGUGGAAUUGGGGGAGGGCCAGGGCUUCUGCCAGGAAGAGUGUGCUCCCAGGAGCCCGCCGUGUUUUCCCAGCUCAUCUUACGUCUGCUGCUCCCUGGUUGGACUCAGAUCUGGGGCAGGGUCAUCACCUCAGCUGCGCCCUCCCCCACCAGGCACUUUGUACUGGGGGGGGGGGGGGGUAGCCGAAUCUCUUAUGUUGAUGGUUUUUGCCCAAAUCCUCCAGGGUUGCAGAGGUUUCAUCCAACCCUGGGGUGAACAGACCACCUCCCUUCAACCAAAAAAACCCUUCCCAGCACGUCUGAGGGAGGGGACUACAGGCUCCCUUGGGCUCCUCAGAGCACACACCUGGCCAUGUCAUCUCCGAAGCCGCACUCUGGCAGAGACGAUUUUCUCGCCAGUAGCCCUCUCUCAAUCAGUUGAGCUCAACUCAGCGAGCAUUUAUUAAUGGCUGCCGGGGCCCCGUUCUGGGAACACGGAAAUUAAUUAGUAAUUAAUCCGUGUGCCCGUGCACUUGAGAAGGUAGGGGCAUGGGAUGUUGGUGAUGGCUGAGAGAGACCGGAAGUGAGGCUGCUUAGGAAGUUGGUGCAGAUCAGGGGAAGGUGGGGUCUGGGGAAAGGAGAUGCUGAGAUGGGCCUUAGAAGCAGGAAGAUGGAGUAGUUUUCCAGGGAAGGAGAGCGGGCUGGGGUCCAGUGGAGGAAGGACUGGGGCUGAGGGCAGUGGUCGACACCUUGUCCCUUUAAGGCCCUCUUGGAAGGGUCUCUGGGGCCAAGCUUUGGUGCCACCCCCAGCCCCAGUACACCCCGAGAGUAUCUGCACUUCCUGAACGUUCCACAAGGUGAAUGAAACUGGUUAGUCUUUAGAAAGUGUGUUCAAAUCUAAUGUCCAAGGAGGCCUCAUUCCAGCUUUUGAUUCCUGCAGCUCCCAAGCACUUAGGGUGGAGGUGGAAGGAGGUGUGAGGAAACUGGCCUAUUAGAGGUAGAGACAGGCUCACAGGCUUCAAACUACUCGGUGGUCAGGUCAGUUUUAAAAACUGAUCAAGGUCCCCCCCCCCCCCCCCCCCCCGCCGGUGGCCUGGCAGGGGCAGAAACCCCAGACCAGGGCUGCCUUCCCAGCCGACGUGGCUCCUGUGAGGACUCACGGUGCCUGGGCCCGCAGGAGCCAACACCUGUGAAAGGGGGGUUCGGCAGGCUCUGCAACCUUGGCCUCCGUGCGGAGGCUGAGCUGGUGGGCGGGAGAAGUCCCUCUCUCCUGAGGGUCUGGCUCACCAGGGAUGGGCAGCACCCAGAGCAUUAGUUAACCCAGUCCCCUCCCCGAGCCUGACUUUUUGAAACUCUUCAAGAAGCACAACCCUUCCCAUUCUGGAGUGAGUGGAACAAGGGCUGGCCCCAAGCCCUGGCUGGUUCCCCCCACCCCCCACAUCCCAUUGACAAGAGCUCUGGAUGCAGACAGGGCAGAGGCAAGUUAGCACUUCGUCUGCAACCUGUGGGGGGGGCCCGGGCACCUGAGCCCUGAAGCUCCCUCCUCCUCGGGGCCGGGGCCGACAUUGUGGGACUUUCCAAGGUCUCUGCCUGCCCGCUGGGGGGCCCCCCUGAGAGGCUGUCAUGUGAUAGUUGGUGGUGUGUAUUCUUGUGUGUUGGUUAUACAUGUCUUGAAAUCUAGCAUCCUUUCGCACAGAAUUGUCUAUGUGUCGGGGAGAAAAUGGGCCAGCAGCCCAGUCUUAGGUUCUCGCCCUGUGAUACCAUUUAAAAUUGACAUUUAAUUUUUCAAAUCACUGUUGGUGCCUAAUCACUUAAGUUAUUAAUUUAUUCUGUUUUCUUUAAAAAAAAAAUUUGUAACAUGUAUUUAUCCUGUGAGUAGGUCUGGGGUAGGGGUGGGAACGUGUUGCAGUGGGUCCUGUUUUUGCUGUGGUGACACAUGGUACAGGCCUGGAGCUUGCAGGUCCCUUUUUACUGUGGUGUCGGAGCGGGACAACAAUAAAGUCCAUUAGAAGUGACCAGA